Molecule: messenger RNA, 2145 nt
Organism: Megalobrama amblycephala (Wuchang bream)
Lineage: Eukaryota; Metazoa; Chordata; Actinopteri; Cypriniformes; Xenocyprididae
Product: alpha-2B adrenergic receptor
Exons: 2
Coding region: 735-2072 (445 amino acids)
Biological process (GO): adenylate cyclase-activating adrenergic receptor signaling pathway
Cellular component (GO): membrane
Molecular function (GO): adrenergic receptor activity
Source: RefSeq, a predicted model, not a curated record
AUAAACUCAAGUCAGUUCAUUCUGGUGACCGAUGCGCAAAGCUCUAUGAAACGUCUAGAAAGGAAAUUGAGAAAUGAAUGAAAGGACUUUUGUUUUUAUUCAGUUGAUACUGAGAAAGUCUAUUUUAAAAUAUUAAAAGCAAUUAUUUAAAGUCUUAAAGACUGGAGCUUUCCUUCGUGGAUUUUUCUCUGACAUGGAAAUGUUUAUGCAAAGACCAUUUCUCUUAAUAAUCGUUGGUAUUUGAGGAACUGUAGUUUUGGUUCGGCUGGUGCGCGCGUUUGGAGAUGGUGAGCCUUUUCACUCAUCGAGAAGCUUUCAGAGCUCUUCAGACAAUCAUAACUCCACGGAACUAUUAUGUUUGAAUUAGUUUUAUAUUUCUGCAUUUUCAGUCCCUUAGCUUUUGCUGCCUGAAAAUGUGUAUUUUGUUUUGACGCGCUAGUGUCCGUGCGCGUCUCCAAGCGCGUAUUUCUUCCAAGUGCGCGCUGCCGUAUUUUUGGACAAGAAUCGGAUCAGUACACGAGACUUUCGUGUAAUUUGAGUGACUUACAGUGUCUAAAAGAUGUUUGGCAUAAGCUGUGAUUUGCCAAAGGAAGUACCUGGAGGAUGUCAUUCUUUGCUAUAAAGACACCUUUCACUUUCAACAAUUUUCUAAAGAAAAGAAAGUUUUUACGCUAGGAUACAAGUCUACAUCAAAGACUACUUUGCACUUAACUGUCUAGCCUUAGAACUUAAAUAUGACCCCUCAAAGCACCAGUAGCCCAGGAGGAGAAAACCUUAGUACAUGCAAUUCUUAUUCCCCUGAAGUCACAGCUGUGUUUGCCACUGCAAUGACUCUCAUCAUGCUCUUCACCAUCUUUGGGAACAUCCUGGUGAUCAUAGCUGUCCUGACGUGCUGCUCUUUGCGAGGACCUCAGAACCUUUUCCUGGUGUCUCUGGCUGCUGCAGACAUCCUGGUGGCCACUUUGAUCAUCCCGUUCUCCCUGGCCAAUGAGCUGAUGGGCUACUGGUACUUUGAAUCGUUUUGGUGUGAGAUCAUCUUGGCGCUGGAUGUGCUCGUCUGCACAUCUUCCAUCAUACAUCUGUGCGCCAUCAGCCUGGACCGCUACCUGUCCAUCUCCCGGCCGGUGCAGUACGCCACCCUGCGCACCCCUCGCAGGAUCAAGGGCGCCAUCGUGGUGGUGUGGCUCAUUUCUGCCAUCAUCUCUUUCCCUCCACUGGUCUCCAUGAAUAAGACCCCGGAGCAGGAGAAUGGGUGUGGCCCACAGUGCAAACUCAACGACACCGUAUGGUACGUCCUGUACUCCUCCAUCGGGUCUUUCUUCGCCCCGUGCCUCAUCAUGAUCCUGGUGUACGUUCGCAUCUAUCAGAUUGCCAAGAAGCACACUCGAUAUCCUCCAGGAGAGCCAAGAAAAGACGGCGCAAGCAGCGUCACGUCGGGAAGGGUGGUGCAGAGUGGCAAAAACCAGGGAGGUGUUGACUCUGCGAAUGUUCCCAAUCAGGCUGCUUCCAGAUCAGAAGCCAAAAACCAGCCUCGGGCUCCAGUAGAACGUCGGCAGCGGAUGAAACGCUCAAAGAGGUGCAAGGACAACAAAGAGGACAGCUCAAGCUCUGGCUCGGAUGUCGAGGUAGUAGGGGGACAUAAUGCCAACGGGACAACCUCCAAUGUGGGGGCGAUGGAGCACGGACACCAGACUUCCUCACUGACCCAGCCCUACCAGAAUGUCCUCGCUACGUCUAAGGGCAGCCAGCUGGCCUCUUCCAACGUGAAACUAGCGGGAACUCCGAACACCAAGAGGAAAGCCAUGAUCAUCCGCGAGAAGCGUUUCACCUUCGUCCUCGCGGUCGUCAUUGGGGUUUUUGUCGUCUGCUGGUUCCCAUUCUUCUUCACCUACAGCUUGCAGGCCAUUUGCGGAGAGGCUUGUACAGUGCCAAAACCACUUUUUACGUUCUUCUUCUGGAUCGGCUACUGCAACAGUGCCCUGAACCCGCUCAUCUACACCAUCUUUAACAGGGACUUCCGUAAAGCCUUCAAAAAGAUUCUGUGUAAAAAGUGUAAGGACUGUACUUUCUGAAAUCGAACGCUCCUGAAAAGCGGUUUUAUAUUGUAAAGUGUUACUCUUUCCUCUAAAGGUGAAGACACAACAA